This is a messenger RNA of Lactuca saligna, 480 nucleotides long. Lineage: Eukaryota; Viridiplantae; Streptophyta; Magnoliopsida; Asterales; Asteraceae. The record is from the annotation of a GenBank genome assembly.
AUGGUGGAAUUUCAUCAGUCGUUUCUACUUACAUACAAUUUCACCAUACAAUUUCACCAUACCAAAUCUGGUGUUUUUCACCAAAUCUUUCUCGAUAAGGAUGGAGCUUACAGAGGUGAGGUGUUUCAGAGGUUUGUGGUGUACUGGAUGGUGGAUAUGGAGGAGAAGAUGGUGGAGAAAAGGGUGAUUGUUAGCAGUGGAAUUGGGUAUACGGAACAGCAGAAAUCUGAGUAUCUGGAGAGGAGAAGAUUGGCGGAAUGUUCCAGAGAUUUUGGUACAAGAAAAAUCAAGAGAGGGAGAGGGAAGAAGGUCGAUGUUGGAUGUGUUAAAUCAACAGUUGCAGGUGGUGAUGUUAUUUCCGACAUGAAUAGAGCAAGGAAAGUGAGGUGGUGGUCCGUGGCGGCGAUCAAGCGGGUUUCCGAUGGUCCUUGUAUCUCCGGUGGUCGGAUUCUAAUUUCAAAGGGAGGUGAGGGACGAUGA